Echinococcus granulosus is the source of this 1164-nucleotide messenger RNA. RefSeq lists its product as hypothetical. The transcript has a single exon. Bases 1 to 1164 code for a protein of 387 amino acids. The record is from RefSeq and is a predicted model, not a curated record. Lineage: Eukaryota; Metazoa; Platyhelminthes; Cestoda; Cyclophyllidea; Taeniidae.
AUGUCGUCCUUGCGUUACCAUCCGGGUAAGGAGAUGAUUCGCAUUGAGGGCUGCCACAUGUUUAUGAUAAACAGUUGCGGGAAGGUGGGAGCCUUUGAAGGUUAUCAGAUGCUGGCAAUAGUCGUGCCGGAGUGGCUCUCAACCCAGGGUCCUAAGUGCGCCUACCUGAAAAUCUGCCAGUGGCUUUACCCCCUGGACCGUUCCUAUUCUUCCAUCUAUUGUUGGAGGGACAGGAUGAUCAUUCUCGAGCCCUUUUCACACAUUUUGCAUCCCCGCUACAUUGUCAUUCGCUUGCCGUACCCGCUGACUGAAGAUCAAGCGUCAACUCUGUGGAACCUUCUUGACAUGAAUGCUCAGGUUCUGGGGAAAUUCUGCUAUACAUCCGAAAACAUGUUAAAUGAAUUCCAAAAUAUGAAGCUGGAUUCAAUUGAUGAGUGUGAACUGCACAACGCUCCCUCGAACGCAAACGCUAGCGAUUUAAAAGUGUUAAAGCCUCAAAACAAGGGAAAGAAAAAGAAGAAGAAAAAGGAAGAGAAGGCGAUAACAGCUAGAGACAUCUGUGAAAUCUCGGAGCCGCCGCCACAGCCCGAUAACGAAGGUAAGCAGAUAUACGUGACUGGUCCAAGAGAUGAGAGGUACAUCAAAGUCAUCACCACGCCCGCACCUGUCAGCAUCUCCUAUCAAGUAUUCCUCGCUGUUCAUAUAGUAUACAAGGAAUUAGUUAAAAAGAGAUCAAAAAAGGAGGAAGAAGGGAUACCCUCUCUAUUCGGCUUUAGAAAGGCGAUGGAUUUAAAAGCCUGUAAAUUAGCUGAGCUAUCUAAGUUACCACAAAUCCAUCAAGCGAGGAAUCUUGCAAGUACAGCGGCGCACUUUGAUGGGAGGCUGAAUAAAACAAGGUUCAUAAUGGUGCGACCCGAUCCGGACGAGGAGAGGGCGAAAAGACUGAACCCUUGUAAAAUAAAGGGCCCGUUGACAUCGCAACCAAUCACUCCCAGUCGCGGCUGCUGCCUACCGCUAUUUGACACACUAAUGAUACUAACGCCGUAUAAUUACCCCGAUCACGCCUAUCCUUCCACAGCGAACUCUAAAAGAGUGUUGGAAGACUGUGAGCACCACUACCCCAAGGAGAGACCCGCCAAUCCCAAUCCCGAUCCCACUGGUUAA